This is a messenger RNA of Eucalyptus grandis, 570 nucleotides long. RefSeq lists its product as uncharacterized. The coding region runs from base 1 to 570 and encodes 189 amino acids. NCBI's taxonomy places the organism in Eukaryota, Viridiplantae, Streptophyta, Magnoliopsida, Myrtales, Myrtaceae. The transcript is spliced from 2 exons. The record is from RefSeq and is a predicted model, not a curated record.
AUGCUCCAAGAUUGGUGGAAGAUUCCGGAAGACAAAGCUCGGAGGUUCAUGAACGGCCGUCAACUAGAGCUGAAGAACCCGCUGGUGCCGUUUGAUCUCAAGGAUUACAAUGAGGUAUAUGGUCGGGCCCAAUUGAUAGAGAGAAGUUUAAGUGAGCAAGCUGCCUUGUCUAGUUCAAGGUUCAGUUCGAACAGAGACAAGAAUCGGUUUGGGAAGAGGCCCAUGACCGAAGAAAGGUAUUAUGUCUCGCCCAAUAGGAAAGGUGGGAUAGGAGUGUCAAUAUUCUCUAAGAUCGACUUGAGGACAGGGUAUCAUCAGUUGAGGAUCAAAAAGAAGGACAUACCGAAGUCAGCAUUUCGUACUCGAUAUGGCCAUUAUGAGUUCACUGUGAUGCCAUUUGGUUUGACGAACACUCUUGCUGCUUUCAUAAAUCUGAUGUUCCGAGUGUUUAAAGAAUACUUGGAUCAGUUUGUGAUCGUGUUUAUCGAUGAUAUCCCGGUGUAUUCGAGAAGUUUAGAGGAGCACGAAAACCAAUUUGAGGAUGGUACUUCAAACCCUAAGGAAUCAUGA